Molecule: messenger RNA, 2105 nt
Organism: Aquila chrysaetos chrysaetos
Lineage: Eukaryota; Metazoa; Chordata; Aves; Accipitriformes; Accipitridae
Gene: MTAP
Product: methylthioadenosine phosphorylase
Exons: 7
Coding region: 491-1186 (231 amino acids)
Biological process (GO): nucleoside metabolic process
Cellular component (GO): cytosol
Molecular function (GO): S-methyl-5-thioadenosine phosphorylase activity
Source: RefSeq, a predicted model, not a curated record
GGAGCGGGCCCGGGAGGACGGCGGCCCUCAGCGGUGGCGGGCGGGAGAGGAGCCGCCAGGGCGGGCGGCGCCGGGCCGAGUGCCCCCCCCUCCCCCCCGAGGCCGCCGCCUCGCCCGGUUGGGGCCUCUCCGCCGCGGGACGGGCAGCCCCCGCGCCUCAGGCGUCGCGGCGCUGCCGCAGGCGACAGCCCUGCCCGCCGCUCCCGGCCGUGCCCCGGCGGGCGGCCCGGGCCGUCUCCGCUGGCUCUCCCGCGGCCGUCCCGGAAGAGACGGAUGGGGUUUUUUUCACAGGAGAGCCGGAGGCCUCUGGUUGUCGGGGUUUGCGACCCGGCUGCGGCGUGUCGGAUUUCUCAGUGAGGGGAAGCGGGGCGGGUUUGUAACUCUCGCAGGGGGCACAAAUCCCGAAGCUGCAGCAGAAGUGAGCCGAUCGGAAUUAUUGGUGGAACUGGCCUGGAUGAUCCGGAUAUCUUAGAAGGAAGAACAGAAAAAUAUGUUGAUACUCCUUAUGGCAAGACAUGGAAGGCAUCACACAAUUAUGCCAUCGAACGUCAAUUACCGUGCCAAUAUCUGGGCAUUAAAAGAAGAAAAUUGUUCACAUGUAUUAGUGACUACUGCCUGUGGCUCUUUACGAGAGGAAAUACAACCUGGUGAUCUUGUCAUAAUUGACCAGUUCAUUGACAGGACAACUAAAAGACAUUGUACUUUAUACGAUGGGCAACAUUCCUCUCUUCCAGGAGUAUGUCAUAUUCCAAUGGCAGAGCCGUUCUGCACCAAAACCAGAGAGGUUCUUAUUGAGACUGCCAAGAAGCUUGGGCUCCAGUGUCAUUCCAAGGGGACAAUGAUCACAAUCGAAGGCCCACGUUUCAGUUCUCGAGCGGAAAGCUUGAUGUUUCGCAGCUGGGGAGCUGAUGUUAUCAACAUGACCACAGUGCCUGAAGUGAUUCUUGCAAAAGAAGCUGGAAUGAGUUAUGCUAGUAUUGCCAUGGCAACAGAUUACGACUGCUGGAAGGAACAUGAAGAAGCAGUGUCAGUGGAUAAAGUUUUAAAGACGCUGAAAGGGAAUGCAAAUAAGGCUACUAGCGUACUCCUUACUGCUAUACCUCAGAUAGGUUCCAUGGAAUGGACUGACACCCUGCACACCCUGAAAACAACAGUGCAGUGUUCAGUCCUCCUGCCAAAGCAGUAACAACCUGGAUGGACCUUGAAGUUUGGGUGCUCACAGGGAAGAGUGGAUCACUUUCAAACUUCCAGAGUUUAUAAUAUCUUCAAGAGUCGUUACAAGUGUAAAAGAAUGGAGUAAAUGUUGACCGAUGAUAAUGUAUAAGACAGCUUUUAUAACCUUUGUCAUGCUUCAUAACGUAUAAGAUGGCUGAAUUUAGAUUUUUGAGUAUGUUUUAAACUAGGAAUAGCCUUACCGUCAAGCUGGAUCAGACAGUGGCCGAAGAAAAAAGUCAGCAGCAAGUUGUCAUCCUCUAUUCAGUGAUACCUUUAGUUGAUGGAAGAAAGGAAAGGCUAGGUAAUACUCUGUUGCAAUUUUGUAAGAUAUAAGAAAGCAGAUUCACAGGUAUGCUAUUUGCUUUGCAAUUUCUGCCUCCCAUCUUUUCCUUUGACAAGGCAAAUGCUUACAGUUCACUCCAGAAACAUACCAGAAAAACCGAACAGGCCAUUUCAAAUUAUACUAUUUUUAUACAUUAUCCGUAUUUUUUAUUUCAGUAGUUUUUUUUUUAAAGCAGUGGGUUUUGUUUGUGUGCUAGAAGACAUGGUUUAAUAAUUGUGAUUCUUUCAGAGCAGCAGUUGUGUAAUGAAUGAAUGUUCUUAUUUAGGUAAUGCCAAAGUCAAAUUUGUGCCUGAAGAUUUACUUAUGUGACUUACAGAACGGUACAGAAAAGUACUUUGCUUCCAGUGUCCUGAACACUGUGCUGGCCUUUUGCUGCUUCAUUGAUGUGAAAAACUCCAGGUUUAGUUUCUGUUUUAAGUGAUGAAUGUGCUCAAGUGCUUUGAAUGUAUGCAUUUCUUUUUUUAAUACAAUUUGACUUCAGUAAAAUAAUCUGCAGCUUCUUGUCUAGUAAAUAAAACAAAUGAAACCUAUGCUUCUCCAAACUGUG